Messenger RNA from Cervus elaphus (red deer), 9513 nucleotides. RefSeq names its product HECT, C2 and WW domain containing E3 ubiquitin protein ligase 2 (gene HECW2). The transcript is spliced from 29 exons. The record is from RefSeq and is a predicted model, not a curated record. Gene Ontology annotation, molecular function: protein binding; ubiquitin-protein transferase activity. Bases 156 to 4868 code for a protein of 1570 amino acids. Gene Ontology annotation, biological process: regulation of dendrite morphogenesis. Lineage: Eukaryota; Metazoa; Chordata; Mammalia; Artiodactyla; Cervidae.
CCUUCGGCGUCGCAGAAGGAGAGCAGCUCAGGCUCCGCCGCAGCCUCGGGAUUCGUCCUUCUCCCGGCUGCACCCGCCCCGCUCUCCCGCACCUUCCCCGGGAACGUCCAGCUGGACAAGCUUUGUAGGAAGUCAGCUUCAGAGAGGCAGACGGGAUGGCUAGCUCAGCCCGGGAGCACCUGCUUUUUGUAAGGCGUCGAAAUCCUCAGAUGCGGUACACCCUGAGUCCAGAGAACCUCCAGAGCCUGGCUGCCCAGAGCUCCAUGACUGAGAAUAUGACCCUACAGCGGGCCAACAGUGACACAGAUCUGGUGACCUCUGAGAGCCGCUCCAGCUUGACGGCCAGCAUGUAUGAGUACACGCUGGGGCAAGCCCAGAACCUCAUCAUCUUCUGGGACAUUAAAGAGGAGGUCGAUCCCAGUGAUUGGAUUGGACUGUAUCACAUAGAUGAGAAUUCUCCAGCCAACUUCUGGGAUUCUAAAAACAGGGGUGUGACUGGAACACAAAAAGGACAAAUUGUAUGGAGAAUUGAGCCUGGGCCCUAUUUCAUGGAACCCGAGAUAAAAAUCUGUUUCAAAUACUACCACGGCAUCAGUGGAGCCCUGCGCGCCACGACCCCUUGCAUCACGGUGAAGAACCCCGCUGUGAUGAUGGGGGCAGAAGGCAUGGAAGGAGGGGCUUCAGGAAAUCAGCAUUCUCGGAAGCUUGUUAGCUUUACUUUGUCAGACCUUAGGGCAGUUGGGCUAAAGAAAGGCAUGUUCUUCAAUCCUGACCCUUACCUUAAGAUGUCCAUUCAGCCAGGGAAGAAGAGCAGUUUCCCUACCUGUGCCCACCACGGGCAGGAGAGGAGGUCUACUAUCAUCAGUAACACCACCAAUCCAAUUUGGCACCGAGAGAAAUACUCCUUUUUUGCACUCCUUACUGAUGUCUUAGAGAUUGAAAUUAAAGACAAGUUUGCUAAGAGCCGGCCUAUCAUUAAGCGUUUCCUGGGGAAGCUCACCAUCCCAGUCCAGAGGCUACUGGAGCGGCAAGCCAUUGGUGAUCAGAUGCUCAGCUACAACCUUGGUAGAAGGCUCCCAGCUGACCAUGUGAGUGGGUACCUCCAGUUCAGAGUGGAGGUCACAUCUUCUGUGCACGAAGAUGCCUCUCCGGAAGCUGUUGGCACAAUACUUGGAGUCAGUUCUGUGAACGGAGACCUAGGAAGCCCUUCUGAUGAGGAGGACAUGCCAGGGGGCCAUCACGACAGCCCAGUUUGUUCCAAUGGCCCAGUUUCUGAGGAGAGUGCUGAUGGGACCCCCAAGCAUUCUCUCAGGACUAGUUCUACUCUGGAAAUAGACACAGAGGAAUUAACUUCUACGUCUUCAAGGACCUCACCUCCCAGAGGACGUCAGGAUUCACUCAAUGAUUAUUUAGAUGCUAUUGAACACAGUGGCCAUUCUAGGUCAGGUGCAGCUACUUGCUCGGAGAGGUCUGUGGGAGCCUCUCCAAAGCUAAGGAGUAGUUUUCCCACUGACACAAGACUCAAUGCAAUGCUUCAUAUUGACUCAGAUGAAGAAGACCAUGAGUUCCAGCAAGACCUGGGCUAUCCAUCCUCCUUGGAGGAGGACGGAGGGCUGAUCAUGUUUAGCAGGGCAUCGAGACCUGAUGAUGGGAGCCUGACUUCUCAGACAAAGCCAGAAGACAACCCAGUGGAGGCCGAGGAAGCCUCCCUUAACGAAGCUGCUUCCUUCGAGGAUAAGCCAGGAAAUCUUCCAGAGCUUGCGGAGACCUCUUUACCCUCAGGCCCGGGCCCAGAUGAAAGCGAGAAUGGCCCAGAGUCUCAACCGAGUGUGGACCAGGGCAGCACUGACUUGUGUGGCUCUCAGGAGGCGGAUCAGCCCACAAGUGGGGCCGACACGGGCACUUCUGACACGUCGGGGGGGAGCCGAAGAGCCGUCAGUGAGACGGAGUCCCUCGAUCAGGGGUCUGAGCCUUCCCAGGUGUCCUCAGAAACAGAACCCAGCGACCCUGCCAGGACAGAGAGCGUGAGCGAGGCCAGCACCAGGCCCGAGGGAGAGAGUGACCUGGAAGGGGCCGACAGCUCCUGCAAUGAGAGCGUUACCACGCAGCUCUCCUCGGUGGAGACACGGUGCUCAUCCCUCGAGAGCGCGCGGUUUCCUGAAACGCCAGCCUUUUCUUCUCAGGAGGAGGAAGACGGAGCCUGUGCAGCAGGGCCCGCCAGCAGUGGCCCUGCUGAAGGGUCCCAGGAUUCCACGUGCACUCCUGGUUCCUUACCUGUGGUGCAGGCGCCCAGUGGAGAGGAGGAAGGGCCAGGGUCAGAAUCGGCCCCUGUGCCUGACCAGGAGGAGGUGGGGGCCGUCUGGCAGCGGCGGGGGAGCCUGGAGGGAGCUGCUGCUGCUGAGAGCCAGCCCCCGGAAGAGGGUGCUGCUCGGGAUACCCCAGGGGCUUGUGAAGGGGCCACUGCCCAGGAGGAGGGCGCGAUUGGAGGUUGUCAGUCCAACGGCCACCAGCCACUGCGAUCGCUGCCUUCGGUUCGCCAGGACGUUAGCCGGUACCAGAGGGUGGACGAGGCUCUCCCACCAAACUGGGAGGCGCGCAUUGACAGCCACGGCAGGAUCUUCUACGUGGACCACGUCAACAGAACCACGACGUGGCAGCGGCCCACAGCCCCCCCUGCACCGCAGGUGCUGCAGAGGUCCAACUCCAUACAGCAGAUGGAGCAGCUCAACCGGCGAUACCAGAGUAUCCGCAGAACCAUGACCAAUGAGAGGCCUGAGGAAAAUAGCAAUGCUAUUGAUGGGGCCGGGGAGGAAGCCGACUUUCACCAAGCCAGUGCAGAUUUCCGACGGGAGAGCGUCCUGCCCCACUCUACCUCCAGAUCCAGGCUCACGCUGCUAUUGCAGUCUCCCCCCGUGAAGUUCCUCAUCAGCCCAGAGUUCUUCACCGUGCUGCAUUCUAACCCUAGUGCCUACCGCAUGUUUACAAACAACACAUGUUUGAAGCACAUGAUCACCAAAGUCCGGCGGGACACCCACCACUUUGAACGCUACCAGCAUAACCGGGACCUCGUGGGAUUCCUCAACAUGUUUGCAAACAAACAGCUGGAGCUGCCAAGGGGCUGGGAAAUGAAACACGAUCAUCAGGGCAAGGCGUUUUUUGUUGACCACAACUCCCGGACCACCACCUUCAUCGACCCCCGGCUCCCGCUUCAGAGCAGCAGACCCACGAGCGCGCUGGUGCAUCGCCAGCAUCUGACCCGGCAGCGCAGCCACAGCGCCGGCGAGGUAGGAGAAGAUUCUCGACAUGCAGGACCACCAGUUCUUCCCAGGCCAUCGAGUACGUUCAAUACAGUCAGCAGGCCACAGUACCAGGACAUGGUUCCAGUGGCUUACAAUGACAAGAUUGUUGCAUUUCUGCGCCAGCCCAACAUCUUUGAAAUUCUGCAGGAGCGUCAACCUGAUCUUACCAGGAAUCACUCACUCAGGGAGAAGAUCCAAUUUAUCCGGACUGAAGGGACUCCAGGAUUGGUGCGUCUUUCAAGUGAUGCAGACCUUGUCAUGCUGCUGAGUUUAUUUGAAGAAGAGAUAAUGUCAUAUGUGCCUCCACAUGCCUUACUCCACCCCAGCUACUGUCAGUCCCCACGUGGCUCCCCUGUGUCCUCGCCCCAGAACUCUCCAGGUACUCAGCGUGCCAAUGCCCGCGCUCCAGCCCCUUACAAGCGAGACUUUGAAGCCAAACUAAGGAACUUUUACAGGAAGUUAGAGACUAAAGGAUAUGGACAAGGCCCAGGGAAAUUAAAGUUAAUUAUCAGAAGAGAUCACUUGCUCGAAGAUGCUUUUAAUCAAAUUAUGGGGUACUCCAGAAAAGACCUCCAGAGAAAUAAGCUGUACGUCACAUUCGUCGGGGAGGAAGGGCUGGAUUACAGUGGACCUUCCAGAGAGUUUUUCUUCCUGGUAUCCAGAGAACUCUUUAACCCAUAUUAUGGCUUAUUUGAAUAUUCAGCCAAUGACACAUACACAGUACAAAUAAGUCCCAUGUCUGCCUUUGUAGACAAUCACCAUGAAUGGUUCCGGUUCAGUGGUAGGAUCCUUGGUCUUGCACUAAUUCACCAGUAUUUGUUGGAUGCCUUCUUCACACGGCCCUUUUACAAGGCUCUUCUCAGAAUUCUCUGUGACCUGAGUGAUCUAGAAUACCUUGAUGAAGAGUUCCAUCAGAGCCUGCAGUGGAUGAAAGACAACGACAUCCAUGACAUCCUGGACCUCACGUUCACUGUGAACGAAGAAGUUUUUGGGCAGAUUACUGAACGAGAAUUAAAACCAGGGGGUGCCAACAUCCCAGUCACAGAGAAGAACAAGAAGGAGUAUAUUGAGAGGAUGGUGAAGUGGAGGAUUGAGAGGGGCGUCGUGCAGCAGACAGAGAGCCUGGUGCGCGGCUUCUAUGAGGUGGUGGAUGCCAGGCUGGUAUCUGUUUUUGAUGCACGAGAACUAGAACUGGUCAUCGCAGGCACAGCUGAAAUAGACCUAAGUGAUUGGAGAAACAACACAGAAUACAGAGGAGGAUAUCAUGACAAUCACAUUGUAAUUCGGUGGUUCUGGGCUGCAGUGGAAAGAUUCAACAAUGAACAACGACUGAGGUUGUUACAGUUCGUUACAGGCACAUCCAGCAUUCCCUAUGAAGGAUUUGCUUCUCUCCGAGGCAGUAAUGGCCCAAGAAGAUUCUGUGUGGAGAAAUGGGGGAAAAUCACUGCUCUUCCCAGAGCUCACACUUGCUUUAACCGCCUGGAUCUCCCUCCGUACCCAUCCUUCUCCAUGCUCUAUGAGAAACUCUUGACAGCCGUUGAAGAGACCAGUACCUUUGGACUUGAGUGACCUGGAGGCGCAAUGCCCAGAAGCUGCCUUCCUGAAGAAUGGCUGAGCAUUGGAAGUUCCAAGAGUCGCUUCCAUUAGAGUAAAGCUGAAUGCUGUUAUUUUCCAGGAACGGAUGCUCUGUCUCAUUUGGGUACUGGAGAGUGAUGAUGAUCCUCUUGGAAGGAUUUGGGUGAGCUUGAUGCCCAGGGAACCACCCAACAGUCUUUCAAUCAACAGUUCUUGACUGCCAAACUUUUUUCCAUUUGUUAUAUUCCAAGACAAAGAUGAACCUGUACACGAUCAGCUCCAUGGUAACUUUUAGAGACUCAGGAGAAUCAUGAAACUUAACCUUUGAACAUGGUUCAAGCCAAACUGACAGCACUUGGCCCAAUCUCCAAAUUAGUGCAAGUUAAAUAGUAUAAUAAAAACAAAUAUAUUUCCUGAAAAUACAUUCAUUUAAGCCCUAAGUUAUAACAGAAUAUUCAUUUUCUUGCUUCUGAGUACCUGCAUGGUGUGUACCAUAGGUUUCAGCUUUCAUGGGACACAAGUGGAAAAUGAAACCAAGUCAAUAUGAGGUAACCUUUAAGAUUUGCAAUAAGGUGGUCUGUGACAAUGUAUAUGCAAAGUGAUAUGUGUGUAAUUAUGGCUGAAGACAAAACUGUUAUCAAUGAAUUACUAAUGACAGAUUUUAUGCUUUAUAAUGCAUGAAAACAAUUUUAAAAUAACUAGCAAUUAAUCACAGCGUAUCAGGAAAAAAGUACACAGUGAGUUCUGUUUAUUUUUUAUAGUUUCAUUAUAUUUAUGUUCUCUAAGAUGUAGAUAAGAAUCGACCUAUCAUACUAUAUGUAUCAUCUGUUCCAUUUUCAUGUUCCAUGCUUAUUCGGGCAUCAUGCGUGUAUGUAUCCUUUUAAGCACUCUCAAGGGAACAAAAGGGCCUUUUAUUUUUAUAAAGGUACAAAAAAUUCCCCAAAAUAUUUUGCACUGAAUGUACCAAAGUUGAAGGGACAUUAUAAUAUGACUAACAACAACUCCAUCACUUGAUAAGUGUAAUAGAAAAUAGCUUCUAAAUCAAACUUUCUUCACAGUGCCAUGUCUACCACUACAAGGACUGUGCAUCUAAGUAAUAAUUUUUUAAGACUCACUCUAUGUGAUAGUAUGAUAUGCAUUUAUUUAAAAUGCAUUAGACUCUUCCAUCCAUCAAAUACUUUACAGGAUGGCAUUUAAUACAGGUAUUUCGUAUUUCCCCCACUGCUUUUUAUUUGUACAGCCUCAUUAAACACUAAGCUCAGUUAGGGAGCCAUCAGCAACACCCAAGAGAUCAGCUCUCUUUAGUAAUAAGAAUUCCAUUUUCCCUUAUCAGUCAAGACAUCACAAAUUGAAAGUCUCAGUACUAUAUUUCUAAGUCUGCAUUUUCACUGAUGCAUAAUUUUCUUAUCAAUAUUAAGAAACAAUUUUUCUAUAAUAUCUCAGAAACUGCAUGACAUCACUGGCGUUGUCUCUGCUUAGUUUAUCAGAGGGUGUUCUUCAUUUUUAUUACUUUGGGGUUACUCACCAUCAUGGUUUAUUUCUUAACUUAUGGCCACAACUAACCAGGUGUUCGAUAUAAUUAAGUUAAAUUGAGGGUAAUAAAAGCAUUGGAUUAAACAUUUGGUUUGCCAGCCUAUGGUAUUACAGGCAUUGCCGAGAACAACAUUUAUAGUAACCAUGGAAUUCCUGUUAUAGGGUGUUAGCUAUCUUAAUGUUUUAUAGAGGUCAAAUGCAUGAUUUUCAUAGAUGGUUGAUGAUGGUAAGAACUGAUUACUCUGUUGGUUAAACUACAUUUACUAUGGGGACCCUCAAGAGGAAUACUACUCAUUGUAUGCCUACACUAAAGGCAGGUACUGCAGUGUGGAGAAACAUUCUGGGGAAAAAGGUUACAACAAUCUGGAAGUAAGAAGGAUGGAUUUAUCUGUGUACUAUAAUUGUGUCAGAAAGAAAGGGAAGAAAAAAAUCUUAACUGGAAAUGUUAGUUUGUACUUACUUAUCAUGAAUAUAAGUAUAUAUUUAAUUUUACAAACUAUUUCUACUUGUUUGUAUUUUUUUCAUUAUAAGGGAAAAUAGUAUAACAUACUUUUAAAAAAACACAUUUUUGAUGGUAUAUAAGAUGUUUCAGAGCUGGCAUUCCCUAAGCAGCUGAUAGAAGGUUUCGAAAAUACAGCAUUUCUUUCAAAGCUAUUUUCAUAGACCAUGUUAGCUUGCAUUUUGGUUUGUGACACUUUGUUGUCACAUUCUGCAUUAUUAGGUAAGAUUUGAAAUAAAAUAUAUCUCUCUAAUUAUUUCUUUCCAAAUACCAGUAUAAUCAUUAAUUGCUACCAUUCUCAGAGUUGAAAGUUAUCCAAGCUGUACCUAUCACAUCAGAAUACCAUGAUAAUUGAUCUCUUAUUUUUCAUUAGUAUAAACAAAAGAAUCUGAUAAUAACUAUUUAAAACAUUAAAUUAACAUUUCCACAGAAUAAAUUCAACUUUAAUGUACUCUACAAAUAGAAAUAUCCGUAAAUAUUUUCUUCUGGACUAUGAACCUAGAUAAUUUGGCUGUCUGGUCUUAUUUUCUUUAAAAUGCUUAUAAAUGAUGCAUAUAGUAUACCAUUUUAUAAAAGAUGGUCAUGAUACAUCAAAUACAUGCAGAACAUCUCUUAGGUGAGAGAAGAGGCAUUGGCAUUCACUCUGUGCCAGCUGCUAUGGUUGAUGGUUGAGCUACAAGAUUCAAAAUCUGUCCUCAAGAAGUUUACAGUCUAUUGGAAUACAUACCAAGGUUCAAAAAAUAUUUUAAAUAAAAUUUGAUAUGUUCUACAAUCAAGAGAACAGCUUGCUCCAUCUGGGAGUUCCAAUGACAACUUCAUAUGUGGGAGAUACUGUGGCUAAAAAAAAUCAUAUAAAUGCUCUUUCUGUUGAUACCUAAUGGCAUAUAAUAGUAUGAUGAUACUGGUCAAGUGUGGAAGCCCAGUGGAGAAGGAAAUGUAACCCACUCCAGUAUUCUUUCCUGGGAUAUCCCAUGGACAGAGGAGCCUGGCAGGCUAUGGUCCAUGGGGUCACAGAAGAGAUACAGUUGAGCGUGCACACAUGCUUGCACAUGGAAGCCCAGAGUGCAUUUACACACGGGGUUUAAAGUGUGAAAAGGUGGGGAACUGAACCAUGAUGGACCAACCCAAGGAUCUUCGAGUUAUCCAAAAAAUGACACAAUUAAGUUCAAUAGUUUCCCUGUUUCUUUUUUCAUCUGCACUGUGGUGUAUUAGGUUGGUGCAAAGGUAAUUAUGGUUUCGGACCCAUUAUAACUAGGCUCAGACACAUCUUUAUUAAUCAAAAUAGGAACCAUCACAGUCAACACAUUUUUGCCAAUGAGAAAUAAGUUUGUUUAUUCCUGUAGCAUAAAAAUCCAUACUUCAAGAUCUGACGAACUCUUGGAAAGCAUUUUCCCCGCAAAAAAAUUGUUGAUAUGCUUGAGGAAGUGGUGGUCAGUUGAGAUGUCAGAUAAAUGCAGCAGAUGAGGCAAAACCUCGUAGCCCAAUUUGUUCAACUUUUGAAGCGUUGGUUGUAUGACCUGCUGUUGGGUGUUGUGGAGAAUAAUUGGACCUUUCUGUUGACCAUGCUGGCUGCAGGCAUUGCAGCUUGUGGUGCUUCUGAUCGAUUUGCUGAGCAUACUUCUCAAAUGUAAUGGUUUUGCUGGGAUUCAGGAAGCUGUAGUGGAUCAGACCAGCAUCAGAUCACCAAACAGUGAGCAUGGCCCUUUAUUUGGUGCGAGUUUGGCUUCAGUAAGUGCUUUGGAGCUCCUUCCUGGUCCACCCACUGAGCUGGUCAUCGCUGGUUGUUGUAUAAAAUCCACCUUGUGUAGCAUGUCACAGUCUGGUCAAAAAAUGGUUCAUUGUUGCAUAGAAUAAGAGAACACAACACUUGAAAAUGAUGGGUUUUUUUGAUUGGUGGUCAGUUUAUGAGGCACCCACUUACUGAGCUUUUUCAUCUUUCCAGUUUGCUUCAAAUGCCAGACGAUCAUAGAAUGGUUGACUUGGGCAACUUCUCAUGUAGUUGUAAGAGGAUCAGCUUUGAUGAUCCUCUCCGUUGGUCGUUGUCAGCUUCCAAUGGCCAGCCACUGCAUUCCUCAUCUUCAAGGCUCUUGUCUCCUUUGCAGAACUUCUUGAACGACCACUGCACUAUAUGUUCAUUAACAGUUCCUGGGCCAAAUGCGUUGUUGAUGUUGCAAGUUGUCUCCACUGCUUUACCACCCAUUUUGAACUCAAAUAAGAAAUUGCUCAAAUUUACCUUUUGUCUAACAUAAUUUCCAUAGCCUAAAAUACAUAUAAAAUAAAUAGCAAGUAAUAAUUCACUAGCAAAAAACAUAAAGCAAGAAAUGCACAUUAAAAUGAUGUGUAACAUAACCACAUUUAAGAAUGGCAUCAAAUGGCAAAGUUCAGAAAUGCAAAACCAAAGGUACAUUUGCACCAAUCUAAUAACUUUGCUUUGCAGUGUUAAAAAUCCCAAUUCCUGAGCCCAUCCACCUCUGGGGCCAAAGUGUUUUUCUUGUGCAAAAAAAAAAAAAAGAAUGGAUCUUGGCCAAAGAAAUGUGGUUGCAAUUUUCUAGCAUCUGUUAUAUUUAUAAUUAAGUAAAAGUUCUGUAAUAAAUGAAGGAAAAUUUG